Egretta garzetta (little egret) is the source of this 636-nucleotide messenger RNA. It is a transcript of the gene LAMTOR1, whose product is annotated as late endosomal/lysosomal adaptor, MAPK and MTOR activator 1. Gene Ontology annotation, cellular component: membrane raft; Ragulator complex; late endosome membrane. Gene Ontology annotation, molecular function: molecular adaptor activity; guanyl-nucleotide exchange factor activity. Lineage: Eukaryota; Metazoa; Chordata; Aves; Pelecaniformes; Ardeidae. The transcript has 2 exons. Gene Ontology annotation, biological process: cholesterol homeostasis; positive regulation of MAPK cascade; positive regulation of TOR signaling. The record is from RefSeq and is a predicted model, not a curated record. The annotation marks the transcript as partial.
CAAAAAGCAAAGGAAGUGGGGAGGAGGAGCCCGGCUAUUGCCUCGGCAGAGCCAGGGCAGUGCUGGGGUUACACUGGGAACUCUCCCAGCAGUGCCUGGCAGGCAGAAGGGGAGACUUGCCCCAUCCCGUGGGGUGGAAGCUGCUGGUGUGGGGGAGCUGGGGCUGAUUCUCCUCUUCCCUCCCCCCAGGAAGAAGAGACGAAGCGGCUGCUGGAGCCGGCAGCCAGCCCGCCCAACAAGGUGCUGAACGGAGCGGAGCAGAGCUACCACAACCUCCCGUCGGCGCGCACCGAUGAGCAGGCCAUGCUGUCCUCCAUCCUUGCCAAAACGGCCAUCAACAUCAUCGACGUGUCGGCAGCGGAUUCCCAGGGCAUGGAGCAGCACGAGUACAUGGACAGAGCCAGGCAGUACAGGUGGGACCCGCCCUGCGCCCCAGGGAUGCUGGCAGCCCCCCAAAGCCGCAUCCCUGGGCGGCCUCGGGGAUGUGGUUUGGGGAGGGGCUCGGCCCCGCUCCCCCCCUCCGCUCCCCUGGCUGCGUGCUCGGGGAGGGCGGCCACACACAAGGGGCUCCUGUGUCCCCCCCGGGCGGAUGGCGGGGGGCUGGAUGCGAUCACUCCCGCCUGGAGGGUGGCGGUG